CUAUCAAUUUCAGCUUCAUUUCGUGUGUUUCCACUGAACUUUGAGUGUUUCUUUGUGUGUCAAAGCAUCUUACAUUUAUGAAUUUUAUUUCGAGUGAUUUCACAGUUUGAAAUAUCUUCGCGACCCCUGUGUUUCGCGGAAUCCCGUUUGGCGCCAAUGGGGUGGUAGCUCAUCUUUAGAAUUCCAUUUUAACACUAGAUUAUUCCCACCAAACUCGUUUAAUAGUUUUAUUGUGUAGAGGAAGCAUUUGAAUUUUGAUUUCAACCCCUAUCGCGUUCAUUUUCAGAUCGCUUAAUAAAAGUUUUUUUGUUCCUUUCGGUCGUACACGUCAACGAUCAGCACCAUCUUAGGCUGGCUACUUGGGGGUCCCAAGCUGAAUCUCUGGCGCCUUUCCCGGAGAAGGAUCUCCAAAGUCGAGCUUUCUUUGUUUCGUGGACUCAUAUUUUUAGUUACCAUUCCGAAAUUUGUCCAGUUACCUCUUAAAGUUCGCGAUCGAAGUCAGUGAACUGCCGGUUUGAAAGUCGUUCGCCGGUUCAUGUGUUGUAGUUCGAGGACAUUCUUGUUGGAGUUCGUUACCCUUUAUUCUCAAGGUAAGCAUUUCUCCGGCGGCGAAGAAGUUCAUUAUUAUUUGCCGUGCGGUUCGCAGUCGGCCUUGAAUUUCGGUUUUUCGGUGUGAUCUGAUUCCUAAUGUGCCUUCAACAGCCUGCUCAAACUUACCCCUAUAAUUAGAAGCUUAUAGUUGACCAUGCACCGACAAAGUUGUCAACUAACCAAAGCUGCAUCUUUGAAGCGCAAACGACGGUCAUCAGAAAAUUUCAAUAAUAUUGAGAAUCAACCUGUACCUAGUCACCACGACAAAAAAUUUAAAGAUGAAGACACAGACUGUGACUCUGAUCACUCGGAAACCGGCAGCAGGCUGCCACUCUCUGAGAUUUCGGUCUUAGCAGCCACAUCAAAAGAUCAAAGGUGCUUGUCUGCUGGCUCCACGGACAGUGAGCUUCCGAAUGUGGAUCGAUUAAGCGUUUCUGACACCAGCCCAGAAAGUCCGGCUAUCAGUCCAAGCGGACUCUUACCUAAAGACACCAGCUUACUGUCGGACUUCGGCCUGAGCCCUGGUGAGAGUGAGUCUCCUUCUCCGGUCAAGCCUUGCAGCAGUGGUUCCAAGUUAGUUUCAGCUUAUGGACAACUGACCCCUUCAGACUCGCAGGUUGAGCAAAGUGAAUGGAACAGCUGUCGCACAACAUCAUGUUUACCACUGAGGGACAGUCCAUUUCCAGUCUUGGAAUGGGCAGAUCACAAGGAGCUAUGGCGUCUAAUGUGUUCAAAAGAUGAAUCCACUCUAUCGCAAAGAGAUCCCAACAUGUUCGAUCAUCACCCUAGCCUUCUACCUCGUAUGAGGGCAGUCCUUUUGGAUUGGAUUAAUGAGGUGUGUGAAGUAUACAAAUUACAUAGAGAGACGUUCUAUUUAACAGUAGAUUAUUUAGAUAGAUAUCUGUCUGCAAGAGAAGGAGUCCCAAAACAACAGCUACAAUUAAUAGGCAUAACGUGUCUUCUCAUUGCAUCAAAGAUGGAAGAAAUUUAUCCCCCUAAAGUUUCCGAGUAUGCCUAUGUUACCGAUGGUGCCUGUACAGAGUCUGAAAUCCAUGCCAUGGAGUUGUCUAUUCUCAAAGUGUUGCAUUGGUGCCUUUCUCCAUUCACAAUUCACAACUGGUUGUCUGUGUAUUUACAGUUAUGUUAUCAGGGCAAUGAGCGGCACAACCUUGGCUUUGUCUAUUCGCAGUUCUCGCCUGCCCUCUUUUCCCAGCUGUGCCAGCUAGUUGAUCUAGCAACUCUAGAUAUAAACUCCCUUAAAUUUUCUUAUAGUGUCAUUGCAAUUUCGGCUGUUUAUCUUGUUUGCAGUGAACAGCUGGCUCUUCACGUAUCAGGUUUUAACUAUUCUUUUAUAUCGGAUUGUGUGGACUGGAUGAGGGAUUUCUGGAAUGUCUUAUUGGAAGAGAAUCCUGGAGGUCGGAUGGAUGCCACCUCUACAGCACUUCCGCCAGGCCCCAAUAAAGUCAGUGCUUUUGAUCUUACGCACACCUUACAAACUCACUCCGUCACCCUAGAAAUGCUGGAAUCUGGUCAAGCAAGACAAGAAGCAAGAAUCAGAGAGAAACUCAGCAAAGCCAGCCCGUUGGUGGUAACAGCAAAUUUGAAUUUGUUAACCCCUCCUUCUAGUUCCAAGAAAGCUUGAACAUUGUCCUGCUUAUGGCUGGGCCUCUGCGUUCCUGUUCUCGGUUUCCUCUACCAGGUAUUAGUGGUACUUUUUUUCCCUCUUCAUCUUGAAUUCUUCUCUUGAUUGGCAACCCUUAUGUGCGGAUUGAUUUUGCGUAUGAUACCUUGUGUACAAAGUUACGUUGUUUCGAAUUUUAUUCUGCGGUACCAGGGGAACUUGUUUCAGAUAUUUCAUUCUGUUAAUUUCAGAUAACUAGUUUUUAAGGAGGUGUGCAACCCUUAUUCUUUGUCCUCUGUACCUUUUAAAUACGUUUUCAUUAUACAUUUAAGGCAUCGCGUGGGGAAAGGGCCCUUUUUUGUGUUAAAUAUCUAUGGAACAGUGCCUUUUUCACACCAAUCACCUAAAUUUCCGAAAAAAGCAAAUUUCAGUCUAUGCUAUUACUACGGAGCGUGCCAUCCUCAUAAAGAGGUUUUUUAAUAAGUAACUGUCUUUUUAUUUUAAACCUUUGACAAUAGUUUUAUUCUUAAGAUGUGGCUGUUCAAAAUAAUCUUGUUAAGAUGAUAGUUAAAUAAUAUGAGUAACAGCAUUGUUUGCUGGUAUAAAAAUGGCCUUAUUGUAAAGAGGCAAAACAUUAGGGACCUGAUAAACAUGAGGGAAAUAGUUUCCUCAGCAUGAUGCAUGAAUGCCACAACUGUUGUAAACUUGCUCCACUUUGCCCUUUGUAUCCUAGGAAAUUAAGCUUACAAACUCGUUAAAUUAAAGAACAUGCUGCACACCUCCAAAUUUGCAAUUUUAUUUCUUCUAGGUAUUAGUCAAUUGUUGUAAAUACUGUAAAGCGUUAUUUCAAAAUAUUACCGUUGAUAUUUCCCAGAAAGUGUUAAAUUUCAUCGUUCAAGUUGAUUUGAAAAAAAAAUUUAGUAUGAAAUUUUUUAUCUAUUCGUUCUUUUACUGUUAAGACUUACUCCUGAGAGUAUUCUCAGACUUGUCGUUUUUUAGUCUCUCAGCGUUUCUUCAAGGUAGAGAUUGUUAGGAAUAUUUUUCUUCUUAAUUCUUUCUAACCUGUAUUUGGGUUUGCCUGAAUUGAUGGUUCAUUGUGGAACUGUAAUGUACUGUUCUUGAUUUUAGGAAGUUUCUACAUGUACAGAAUAAAGUAAUUUACUUGAUGGAGAACCUGCAGCGGAAGACAUUCUUGUCCUCGUUUCAUGUCACUCCAUCAGAUUUUAGAUUUUUUCCCUUUUCUUCACACUGACUGUUUUUCUCUUUCUAGUGUCUUGCUUUAUUUGAAAACAGGACAAGAGAUCCCCCUCCCCCCCCAACUUAAAAGAAUAUUUUGACUUGACUCCAGUCAAUGAGUCUGUUCAAUAAUUUUUAAUUGUUGCAUUUUUGGAGAGUUGAAAAUGUAUUUACGCAGGAAUUUUCCUGGAUUUUUCUUAUUAAUACUAACCCACAAAAACAAGUUCUAAGUUGUGUAUUUUGAGCUUCCAUCUAACUGUAUCGCCAUGAUGACUUCUGUCAAUAUCCAUCUUGCCGCAGCCACAAUCCCAAUUACGCAUUGUCUCUGUGAAGAUCCAUGGUGUGAGUAGUUUUUAUGAAUGCAUGGCUAAGCAGACUUUUAUUUGCAGCAGAGGCAACACUUGAUCGAGAUUGUGGCCGAGAGGUAUAUUUUCAGACACAUCUUGGCCUCUCGGUGAUUCUUAAUAUCAAAAUGAAGAUAAUUUGAUGAAUUUCUGUAAUUUUGGUCAGGAAAUCUUACUCCUUAAACUCUGUAGACUUUUUGGAUGUCCCCGAAGGAAAAGCUCAAUUGCCUAAGUAAUCUGUACGAACAACAAAGCUUUUACUGUACAGUUAAAUUUGUUAAUUUACUCAUACUUUGAAGAUGUAUCUUAAUAAUGCCUCAUUUAUACUAUCACGUCUCAUUCAUCAGAAAUAACUUAGCAAUUUGUUCUCCUCCAAGAUCAAGUACAUGGAGCAAUCUACCAACUUAUUUACAUCAUUUGUGUUCUGUCCCACUGUCAUGUGAGAUUCCUCUACAUAUCAAUCAGAUUUAUUCCAAGCAUUAAAUAGUUACAUUCCUUUCCGUCUAUAAAAAAAAUUUCUCUACCUUUUUUUUUUUUAUUUAUUGGAAAUGGUGAUAUUGAUAAGUCUAUAAACUUAAAAUGAUAAUUUUUUCGUAAUAUUAUAUCUAAAGACUGCAUCAAAAUGUAAAUAUUUGCUCAUUUUAAGCACAAAGUGUCUGUUAUGCAACUAGAAUUUUAUUUUUUACACUGGUCUGCAGGUGGCCAAUGAAUUGAAAAAUGUAUGUCUGAACUCCCUGUAUCUGAAGUCAUGUUAGGUAAUAAUAGGUCUUGCAAGUUCUAGCAUUCUCUCUGUCUUUUUUUAGACUCUUCAGUUGAAUUUCCAGUUGAAAUAGUUCGAGGCUUUAGUUAAGUUUUUGACUCACUGCUCACUCUCUUUACAACUAAAUAAAAUUUCCUCCAUGUUCCAAGCAAAUACAACUUGGAUCUCCAAUGUUAGUAACUGUGAGCACAGCAUCUAAAAUUUUUGACCCACCUCCUGAGGUGCAAACUUCUACUGGUAUCAAGCCCUAGAUUACGAUCCUUCAAUGUAAUCCUUCGUAGUCCGUAAAUGUGUCCAUCACGUCAAAAAGUGAACUGAAUCCUCUUGCAGAAAUUCGACUGUUUUUCACAUAGUUAACUUUACUAUACAGGUAAAUAUCUGUAUAAACGGGAUCAUUUUCAAAUUGGCUUUGAAAAUUAACUAAUUGUUGUGAUAAACCUCACUAUUUUGCCCUUGUGUCUUUACCUACCAUUUUCUCUCCUCUCUGGUUUAUAUCCUACCAGAGGGAAGAUUGAUAGCUAGACUAAAGAGAUUAUAUUUUGAAAAUUUUCAACUGAAGUGGGGGAUGAAGUUGUAAAAUGAAUUUUGCUCAAUUAUGAAAGUAUCCAAGAUCGUUGCUUUUCAAGACAGAUAUCAAGUUAGGUAUGGGUAUUUUUGAUGUUAUUUCCUAGUAUGACUGAUUGAAUAUUUUAAUGCUAUUUGGAUCUUCCAUCUUUAAAUUGUGAAUUUCUUCUUUAUGGAGCUAAAUUUACAUGAUUUUGUUUAUGAACUGAUUUGAGACUGAUAAAACAUAUCCCUCUGCUUUGUUGCUAGAUGGUUUCCAAUUCACACUGUAUCAAAUUCUCUAAUAUAUAUUAAAAUUUAAGAUAAUAUUUCCACCAACCUUUUUUGAUCUCACUCUCAGUUCGGUUUGCUAUUUGGUUCAGAUGAUCUCAGCCUUACAUUGUCUUUCUCUUCAAUGAAAAGCGUUCAGUGCCCUGAAGGCCCAUACUUGCUUUUUUUUUUUUAGUCUAUUUGUAAAAUGGUAAUAAAUUUAAAUAAAUGAGAACUUCAAGAAACCUAGCAAGUUUGUUUCUGUGAAACCAAGCAGUCUUGAAGUAUAAAUUGGUCUGAAAAUUUGGAGGCACACAUUUUUGUCUUCCUUCAUGAAUACAUAGUUGUAUCACUUUAGUAAAUUCCCCCUUUCAGGAUGAUAUUUCAAUUUAAAAAUUUUGAAAUGAAUCCCCUCUAAGAAAUGUUAGUCGCAAAUAUUUUAGUAGAUAAUUAUUUUACUAGAGACCAGGGUGAUCACUUUUGAGGUGCCACCAUGGUUUUUACUUUCUUUUCUUUUUUUCAUUUUGAUUGUUGUUCUAAAAAAUUCAAAAGUCUGAUGAAUAUUUAUGUCAGUGUGUUUCAAAGGCCUUAUAUUAGAUACUUAUUAAUCAUUAGUACUCCCUUAUUGUACGUUUCUACAUCUGCCAUCCCCAUAAAUAGUAGGAAAUGAGAUGAGUUCAAAUUAUCAUUCAUUUUUGUCCCUAGAAACGUACCAGUUGUCUUCCUAAUUAGUUACAUUCUGCCCUAUUAACAGUGCCCUUUUCUGCCCUGUCUGGGCGACUCGAUUACUUUUGCAAAUGAUAGAUCAUAGAGCAGUACAACGCAAACUGUUAUGAUGGAUAUAAGAAGUGUAUGUCAUGCACCAUGUUGUGACCCAAAAAAAUUUCGCCCCCCUACUUUUUAAUUUUCUCCGACUACCGAAUUUUUAUGACCUCAAAAUGUAAAACUCCUCUCUUUUGUCAUCCUACAUUGUCAGGGUAUUUAGUCUCAACAAUUUUUUUGUUUGUAUUUAUUUGAUUUUUGCCAUCUGAUUUCAUCAGUUUAUUUUCUUACUUCAAUAACCAUUCUUAAUUCAGUUGCUUAGUCAGUAACUUUCGCAUCAAAUUAAGUUUUUCGAGAGAAAUGUGUGUUGUUCCAUUCAGUUAAUUUUGAAUGUACAAAAUAGUUUAUCCUGUUCUGUGGAGAAUUGAUUUUUUAAUCCUUUUCAUUUACUUUCAAUCAACGUUUCUCAACCGUUCAUGUGAGGUACCGUUGUCAGCCCUCUGUAACAGUGUAAUUUUAAGCGAAUUGAGGCUGUUAGUUUCAAGGGUUAUUUUCACACUCUGCCUUUGAUUAGUCAAAAUUGGUUCUUGCUGUUGCACAAUUGUUAGAUAUUGAAUAGCUUAUCGAUCAGUCAUGUAAAAUUCAAGCAAGAACUAAUUUAUAAUGGACUUAAAGGUAUAUAAAAGCAUUCAUGGUUCGAAUUGUUAAUUUUUAAUAGUCUUCAGUAAGAGCCUUUUAUAUCCUCUCUAGCCUUUUCUCUCCCUAAAUGAAUCUUGCACCUAAUAGACACCAGUGAAUAUCCAUUUUUUAGAUUUCCUUGAUAACUCUUUCAUUUAGCUAUGAGAAUUCAUACUAAAAAAAAAUAAAGCAAUACCAAUGUUCAGUUUAUCUUAUUUUAGAGCAUUGUGUAAAAAAAGAGAAAAAAAAGAAAACUAAAAUAAAAAUGUUUGGAGUUCUCGUUUUCUCCAGUAGCACCAGAUGGUAUUUAUUUCUCAAACACUUUGUGAAAAGCAUUCUGCUAAGAGUUAGGGUGAGAAUAAAUAGCCAAAACAACUGCCUGUUUUUGUAACAAUAGGUUAUGGAUUUAUUUUAUUAUCAUUGAGAAAAACAUUAAUAAUAUGCUAACACAUUUUGGUAUCAACCGUAGUACCAUGAAUGAAGUAGAAAAGUAGACACAGAGUUGCUUGCAAUGAACCAGUUCUGUAAAACAAAUUACAGGAUCAUCCAUAGAAUUGAACAUAUGUUAUUAAACGCUCGGGGCUAAUUAAUUCACUAGCAGUGAAAAUGAAGGAACUACUCAGAAACUGCCAUGUGUUUUGUUUAAACAUAGAAAGUAUCUGUCAAUGAAAAGUCAGGAAUUACAAGAGAGUGUACAUGCAUCAUGAGGUGGCAAGUAGUAUUUUCCAGAAUCUAUAAAUACUGAGAGAUGAAUCUAAUAAUAAAAAGUGAUUAGUAAAGAAAAAUGGCGCUUCUCUAGAAGACCACAUUUCUGAGAAACAUCAUGAUGAAGUGGUAUGAAUUUAUCUACAGAUUGCAUAUGCAACAUCAGAUUACGUUAGCAUAUUAUCUGUAGUAAAUAUUAAAGUAAAUCCUUAACCUUUUGUAAUGAAAAUAGGCAGUAUUUAGCCACGCACUUUCACUGAAUUAUCUUUGUAACUUGGAGUCUAAAAGAAUCGCAUAAAUCUACUUCGUUCAGGUGUGUCUGCUCAACUUGUGCUUUUAUGUUUACCUCAGAAAUAUAUUUUGAUGGUUUUAACGGAAAUCAGCCUAAUCGCUUCUUACACUGCCUAAUUUUCUCUUAUGUUCAAUUUUGUUAGCAGGGAACUAAGCUGCUUUACAUCUUUGAAAUUUCUGUGACUGUAUUCUAGAUUAUAGAAAUUAUACUCACAAAAUUUCAAGUUUUGUUUGAUUAAUUUUCUGUUGAAAAAUAAAACAUCAAAGAAAAUUAAGUAACAGCUCAUGGAGUUGGGCCAAUCCUGGAUAAAUCCAUAAAUGUAUAUUCCUGCUGUUAGGUUCAAAUUUAGAAAAAUCGUCAUAGACUGACCUCCUCUAUCCGCAUUUUACUCUCCGUUGAAACUCUGAUAUAUUUUUAUCGUAUUUUUGUUUCAUUUAUUCGUGUAUCUUACUUUUGUAUCUUAUUUAUUUUAUUUUUUUUUUCAAUCUAGUCUUAGAUGGUUAGGAUUCUAGUAUCUCGCGUAGUGUACCUAAUUUUAAAUGCUUUUUAUAAAUUUUAUGGAGCGGUUGUAAAUAUUUGAUGGACCCAUUAAAAUGUAAAAUGGGGAAUAAAAAGAAAAAUCAUUCAAUUAGCCCAACUGCGUGCAUGUCUUUUUCAAUGUAGCUGUGAAUUCAUUCCGUAAAUGUUAAACUAAAAACAUCCUACCACAAAGAGUGUCUUCAGUCUUAUGUUGAAUCAAAAAAGGGUCCUCCCCAUGUUUUGUUGCCUUCAUUUGGCAGUGGAAUGUAAUUUUUAUGAAAAUACACUUCUAUAAUCCAAUGUCAGAUGCUGUUACUGAAGUCAGCCCUAUGGGAAAUGAGAGAAGUUCGACUGAACACUCAGUAAAUUGUGAACUCCCAAAUCAAGCAAUUUUCAAUUAAACGUUUAGUUGUACAUAUCAGCUCCAACAAGUUUUCUGCUAACAUUCCAGCAUGCAAAAUGCUGAUGAAUCCAAGAGUUUAAAGUUGUCAAUUUUGCAAUUGACAACAUUUGCUCGUGAAAUUGCCUUCAUUUUUUCACUUGCUUCAUUCGUGAUUGGCGUGCCUAAUAUUCUCGUUUUCUCUCAAAAUAUGUCAAUCUGUUUUAUACAUCUUAGCCUGUCUAAAAUUUCAGUCUAUUUUUGUGCCUGGAAAUGUAUGCAUGCACCGAAGUUUGUAAAGCCUCAGAACUGAGCAUAGAUGCAGAAGUUUUGAAAGUAUCAAGUUUAACUUUUAAGUAGUGUGUAUGAAAUGGGGAUUAGGUAUCACAUUUGUGUUUGACACUUUAUUGUUGGGGUGAUCGCACCAUUUGGAACUAGUUGGGAUUUAUUAUUUAUUUUUGGAAAUUGUUCACAGAACUGUUCAAUGUGUGCUUACUCGGAACCAUAUUGAAUUGUUUUGAUCAGAGAGCACCUCAAGCCAUUAUUAAGAGCUACAUAGUCUAUUUAUCUGUUCGUUAAAUGCAAGUUAAAUAUUAGCUUUCUGAUUUAAUAUUUAUCUUUUCCCUGUUGUUUUAAUUUUAAGUCGGAAUAAUGCUUUAUCUCAGUUAAAUCACUCUUUGAGUGAAAAGAGAGGAAGUUCGAUAGUAAGGAUGAGCAUAAAUGAAACUUGAAUGUAGAAUGUUUCUUUGAUAUCUUGUAUGAUAUGAAAAGUAUAAAAAGUGGAAUGUAAGCGCACAAAGAAAAUUAUGAAAUGAGGUAAAUAUUGACCGACUCAAACCAUACAUUUAUUAAAAUGUUGUCUUUCCUUGAUUUUAAUAAAUUCAUUGUAAUUAAAAUAAAUGCAUCUGUAUUUUUCCAAUGAA
Bemisia tabaci is the source of this 9623-nucleotide messenger RNA. It is a transcript of the gene CycE, whose product is annotated as cyclin E. The record is from RefSeq and is a predicted model, not a curated record. Lineage: Eukaryota; Metazoa; Arthropoda; Insecta; Hemiptera; Aleyrodidae.